CUUUGCUCCUCUCCAACGUAAAUGCAAUUGUAUUAUAAUUACAUAUUAUACAUUUUUACGUGCAGAAAACUACAGAAUACGUAGACAUAGGGUCAAAUUUAUUAUAAAAUUAAAAUUGCUGUCUUUAAAAACCUUUUUUGCUGCAUAAAAUUAAAGAACUGCUGCUUUUUACAGCGGUUAGCAGUGAUUACCGGUAAUUACUGAUAUGAUAAGAUUAUACCGCGGUCAGGUCGAGCAGCGUCCAUCAGUACUGCAGUGACGUCAACAGCAGAACGCCACCUAAUUUCCAAAUGUCAAAAUAUUUAUUCGAGUUUAUUCCGGAAUAGGGUUAGGUUUGGUUGGUGACUGUGUGUUGAUUUAAUCGAAUUUUCCGAAGUUUUUAAGUAUAUCAUGGAAGAAGUUGACAAUAUUAUUAUCCAUUCUCUUCGUCAAAUAGGCUGUGAUAUAGAAGAGAACAUAACUAAUUUAGGUGGCUUCAAUACAGAAUUAAUAGUAGAGGCAACUGUAAGAUGCUUAGAUACAAUACGACCUGGACAUGGUUUGUCGUCCGUGUUGCCAGUGAACAUGGCAGCACGCUUUCGGCUCGGAGCCUCACUAGCACAGGCUUGUUCGGAACUUGGAUACAGAGGUGACAUUGGAUACCAAACAUUCCUCUACAGCUCCGAAGCCGACCUGCGUCGCGUUUUAAUGUUCCUUAUUGAAAAAUUGCCCAAGGAGAGCGAAAAUACAGUUGAUGAACCCACUAGUAAAAUCGCUUUGCUAGCAAAGUCUUUGGCGUCAACGGUUUCCCAAGAUUUCCAAACACCAUGGACGUCAGACUUGUCUCAAGAACGGGAAUCCAGGUUCGCUGGAAGAACGAAAGCACCUUACAGAACUGUGUCGAUUGAUGUUCCUUCAUUGGAGAAAGGCGAAGAAUACCGAGAUUAUUAUACCCGAUAUCAGAAAUCAGUGCCUGAGCAAAUGCCGAAUCUCCUCAGUCUCCUGCCUUCCGUAUUAUCGCACAAUGCAAAAACGAAUCAUCCAAUGCCGACGAAUAUAAUUGAAAGGCUAGAUUGGCUUAAUUCCCAGCCACAUGAAAGAUCUUCGAUUGCUACACUUGGCAGUAUUCACACUUUGAGUAGAUUCGCUUCCAACGAAAAGGCAGAAACUCCUCAGGCUCAGAUUCCACAAAUUGAUGAGCCGAAAGCGUCGAUCGUUCCACUUUUGGAAGAACCUUCAACAGAUAAAUCUGACCCUAGAGGGCAGGACUCGAUAAAAAGGAUAACCGUGGAAUGUGAAUCGCUGAGAAACGAAAUUGAGGCGAUUCAAGCUGAAGCUAAAAAGCUAAGCGGAAAAUUGGCGCAGUUGACAGUUAUCGAGCACAGUGAGGAGAAAGAUUUUGCAGCUCUUGAAAAACGAAGAAAGAUUAAAGCGAAGACGUUCGACUUAUUGGAAAAUGGAGAAGAGAAUAUCCAGAAACUUAAGGAGACUAUUGAGGCAAAUUCAAAUAAGUUGAUAGGAUUGGUCAAUCAGUGGGAGAAGCACAGGUUGCCUUUAAUUCAAAAGUACCGAGAAGAAAGGGAAAAACACUCAUCGAAAGCUAGUGAAAGUCAGAGAAAGCUUGAUGAAAUAAGUAAUUUAAAAGAAAAAGAAAAGGAACUAACUGAGGAGGGUCGCCAAAAGGAUCAGCAGUAUUCCCAACUAGUAGGCGACAUCCAAAAGCUCCCGAAGGAAGUCACCAGAUCUGCCUACACUCAGCGAAUUCUCGAAAUAAUCAACAACGUCCGAAAGCAGAAGGACGAGAUUGAUAAAGUUCUUGGAGAUACUCGUAGCAUUCAAAAGGAGAUCAACACUUUAACAGGCAGAUUGGAAAGAUCAUUUACAGUCGUAGACGAGUUGAUUUUUCGUGAUGCGAGGACCAAUGAUGCUUCUCGAAAAGCUUACAAACUCCUCGCCACUUUGCAUUCUGACUGCAGUGACCUUGUUAACCUGGUCGAAGAAACCGGAGCAACUGUGAGGGAAAUUCGGGACUUAGAAGAACAGAUUGAUUCGGAAUCGACGAAAAACGUGGGCGAUAACCUAGAGCGAAUAACGGCUGAUUUGAAGCAGAUGAAGCAAGAAACGGCUACCUUGACGGCACAGCUUCAAAAUAAAAAUUCGUGAUCGAUUCGUGAUUCGAGUCGCUUCGUGAUCAAAAGGCUAUAUCGACCAAGCCAUGCCGAACGUGCCUUGGCACUCGGAUUUUUUUAAGAUGGAAGGUAAGCCCUGAGAGCUGCUCAAAAGCCUGGAAUUAACAGGGAGCCUAAUUUUUUAAGCAAUAAAGCUUUAAAUUCAUAGAGAGCGAAGAAUCCUCCGAUUGUAUAUUGUGAACCUCGAGGAGCCAUUUCAGCUCGGUGUCUAUGUGACAGAUGGUAAAUGUCAAUCAGGAAAGACGAACCAUUGACGUACAUUUAAAACGCAAACAAAAAAUGUAGUUUUUUCAUAAUGUUCGCGAAGCUAAUGUACAAAGUGAUGCGUGUUCAAAAAUGCAUCGGAUUUUGUAAUUUAUUCUAUGUCAAGUAUAAAAGAAAGAAAUAA
Molecule: messenger RNA, 2556 nt
Organism: Belonocnema kinseyi
Lineage: Eukaryota; Metazoa; Arthropoda; Insecta; Hymenoptera; Cynipidae
Product: coiled-coil domain-containing protein 22 homolog
Exons: 7
Coding region: 391-2142 (583 amino acids)
Biological process (GO): positive regulation of ubiquitin-dependent protein catabolic process
Molecular function (GO): cullin family protein binding
Source: RefSeq, a predicted model, not a curated record